Messenger RNA from Nezara viridula (southern green stink bug), 5482 nucleotides. NCBI's taxonomy places the organism in Eukaryota, Metazoa, Arthropoda, Insecta, Hemiptera, Pentatomidae. The record is from the annotation of a GenBank genome assembly.
CGAAGUUGUAUACAAAGUGCUUUAAAGAUUUUAGGGACGGUCAGGAAUUUCAUUAAAUUGCUGGAAGUAAUGGAGGGGAGCUUGAGGCGCCAUCUUAUAUCUGCUGGAGCUUCGUUGCCGGUGGAGAUUGACAGCAGUGUGUUGGGGGUUUGUGCGUGGGGUCGGGUUGAUAGCAGUGUCUCUCUUAGAUAAUAUUCUAGUUGUACAAUCGUAUUUAACAACAAUAAGUUUUAUUAUACUUUAAGAAAGACUAUAAACUUGAAUUUCUUCAACGAAUGGGCUAUUAGUAAAUUAAUGGAAAUCUAGUACAAGAUUGUGAUUGUGGUAUAAGGUUUGUUGGUGUCUUGUUUUUUUUUUUUUGAUUUUUUUACGUUUUCAAAAUCUCCAGUGUGGUUUUGACAUUCGUCGGAGCUUUAUGUGCCUGGAUUGAAAGAAAUUGAACUUGUGAGUUUAUUCAUUGCUGGAAAAAUAUCUUGAAAAAUGGCUUGGAGAUUUAAAGCUUCUAAGUUUAAAAAUGCAGCCCCUAUAGUUCCUAAACCAGAAGCCUGUGUUCGAGACAUUUGUGUUGGUUCUUAUCAAACAUAUGGAAACAAUAUCGCAGCUUCAGCUGCUUUUAUGGCCUUCAAUGUAGAUCAUAAUGGGUCCAGCCUUGGAGUUCUUCCAAUUGAUGAUUGUGGUAGGAAGAGCAAGUCUAUGCCAUUGCUGCAUGCUCAUUCCGAUACUGUAACUGACAUGGAUUUUUCAAACUUUCACGAUGGUUUACUUGCUACUGGUUCACAAGAUUGUAUGGUUAAAAUAUGGCAUAUACCCGAGAAAGGGUUGGAAGAAAGUUUGUGUAAUCCUGAAAUUACAUUUUCUCAUCGACAGAGACGUGUUGAGUGUGUUAAAUGGCAUCCCACUGUUGACUGCCUUCUUACUACUGCUUCUUAUACCACCCUUACUUUGUGGGAUGUUACCAAUGAAAAAGAACUUUAUAGUAUGAAUGGAGACUAUGGUUUAGUACAGAGUAUCUCAUGGAAAAGUGAUGGAACCCAUCUUGCUUUUCAUACAAAGGAGAAAACAGUUUGUAUAUUAGAUCCAAGAGCUGAUAAAAUUACCUAUUCAGCUGAUAGCCAUCAAAGUAUUAAGGAUUCUAGGGUUGUCUGGCUUGGUGACACAAAUAGAAUAUUAACAACUGGAUUUGAUUCUGCUCGACAAAGAGAAGUCUAUAUACGUGAUAUUCGGAACUUUAAGACUCCAGAAAAAACUCUAGUUUUAGAUAGUUCUACUGGUAUUCUGAUUCCUCUUUUUGAUCCUGAUACUUGUAUGCUAUUCCUUGCUGGGAAAGGUGACACAACAAUAUCUUAUUUGGAGGUUACUGAAAGGGAACCAUAUCUUGUUGAAGGCAUAAGGCAUACAGGUGAACAAACAAAAGGUGCUUGUCUUGUUCCAAAGCGUGCUUUAAAUGUAAUGCAGGCAGAAGUAAAUCGUCUAUUACAGCUGACAUCAUCUUCUAUUAUUCCCAUUAUGUAUCAAGUACCAAGAAAGUCUUAUAGAGAUUUCCAUUCGGAACUAUUCCCUAGUACAGCUGGUAGUGAAAGCAAAGUGAAUCCUACUCAAUGGAUGCAAGGUUCCGAUUUGCCUGUGCCAAAAAUUAGUUUGAACCCCGCUGACAAGCAAGUCAAACCAAGAUUAGGACCAAAACCAUUCACGCCUCCAAAAUUUGAAAGUGGAGAUUCCGUAGAAAGGAGCAUUAUUCUGGACAAUGAUCCUCCUGCUACUAAUGCGUCCAACAUCAUGACAACAUCACUACCAGACUUUAUCAAUUCCAAUUCUAAUUCAGUUAAUGGGAAUGAAAAAAAUAGCCCAGAAUCUCAACCAGACCAAGAAAACAAUGAUGAGGAAGAUGGAGCUGUUGAAAGUUCCCCCACUGAAGAAGAUGCUGAAGAUGUUGGAGGUGGAGGCGAUGAACUUAUGAGAGGUGGUGUUCGUGCUAGUAUUGCAGAAAGGAGGAAGAUGUAUGAAGCUAGGUCACAGUCUGUUCAAGAACCAUCUGCAGUAUCUCCUGUGCCUUUGAGGAGGCGUGAUUCAUUGAAGGCAAUAAAAAAUAAUGCUAUAAAAGAAGAAGAUAAUGUCAAUCAAAGAGCAAACCAAGCCAAAAGUGCACCUAUCCCUCCAACCUCUUCUGCACCAAAACGAACCUCUACAGUUUUUGGAAGAGUGUCCAAGUAUCGUCAUUUGAAAGGAACCCCAGCUCACAAAUCCCAACAUAUUGAAAAUGUGCGUAAUGUAAGCCGACAGAUUUCUGGAGAAUGUGAUGGUUUUCAUUGUAAUAAAGAUCGAGUAGGUGUACCCCUUGGAGGUCCUGGUGGUAAACUGGCUGUCUUUGAACUUAGCAAGCCUGGCAAACUGCCAGAUGGAGUCAUCCCAACUUUGGUUAAUGCUACCAACAUUAUGGAUUUUUCUUGGGACCCAUUUGACAAUAAGAGGUUGGCUGUUGGUUGUGAUGAUGGAAGUGUGAAGCUAUGGAUCGUACCAGAGUCGGGUCUCACAGAGGCUACUAAUAAUGCUGAUAAAGUGCUUCAGGCUCACAUAGAGAAAAUUUACUGUCUUAAAUUCCAUCCCUUGGCAAGUGACAUACUGGCUACAACCUCAUAUGAUAUGACUAUAAGGAUUUGGGACUUGUCCACUCUUCAACAAGCCUAUUGCCUUAAGACUGAAGAUCAUGGUGAUUCUACAAUUUAUGCAUUUGAAGUGAGCAGCGAGGCGCCAUACCUUAACCCUCUCAGCCAUCAUAGGUGUGGUUCGCUACAUCAAGGCCUGUCAUUCCUCCCAAAAAAUUGUGUGGAUGUGACUCAGGUCGAAUUUGCUAAGGCAUUAAGGUUGACGAACACUACUAUAGAACCACUUUCUUUUACAGUUCCUAGAAUUAAGGUUAUAUCUGAAGCCCAGGGUGCUCCUGUGUCUCAGCCUAACAAUGCAAACCCUGCUAAGGAAAUACCCAAUAAACCUGCACAUUUACCUAGAAAUUCAUGGACUGAUUCUUCAAUAAAACAGAAACAAGAACAGGUAGAUCCAAAAGUCAGUCAGUAGCCGCGUGGAAAUCAAUAUGAAAUUAGAGCAAGAUAAUAUGGAAGGUGUAGAUGCAGUUGAAUGGAAUGAAUGAAUGAAGGAAGACUUCACUUGGGAAUGGAUUUUUUUUUUACACUGCGUCGAAACCUGACUGCCUCUCUAUCGCCAUCUGAUUUUUAUUUAAUUAGUUAUACUAUCUUUUGGAUAAGUUCGAUUUCUUCAAUUUUAGGCACAAUCUUUUUAUUUUAUUAUUGAUUUUAACCAAAUACUCUGAGUACCUAAACCCAUUAUUUGUUAUCAAUAUAUAAAUAUUUUUAUUUAUAUUAAAAUAACAAGCUAUAUUUGUAUAUACAUAUAUGAAUGUAUAUGCAUAUUUAUUAAGAUUUAUAUAUAAUUACCUAUCUUGAACGCACAUACCUGUUGCCUUUUUGAAUAAAAAAUGCAAUAGGUCAUUUAAAGCUUCUGUGAAUUAAGAUUAAAAUAUAUAAAUAGAAGAAAAUAAUAUAUAUUGUGUUUUUGGUGAUGUUCAUAUGUUGAUAACUAAGUGAAACCAUUUGUACCAUGAACUGAGUGAAUGAGAUAUUUUAAAUAUUUUUGUUAUUAUUUAAACGACAUUUCAACAUAUGGAAAACAUUUGCUUUGUAAUCUUUUCUAGUCAUGAGUUAUGAUCAUGUGUCAUAAACUUGUAAAUAUUUUAUUAUCAUCGGUCUGUUUAAUUUUUAUCUGUUGUUAAAACCAAACUUCAACCAAAUUGAUUAUAUAUUUGUGAUUAAUUAAAAAAAUGCUCAUGUUUUAAAUUAAGUAUUUAUUGAUAACAGGUUAUUGAAGAUAUUACAUAGGAUGUAUCUAUUUAAUAUAUUACAAGCUUUAGCGUAUAUUUUUAUUUAUCUCUGAAAAGUGGAAUGGCUUCAGACUGCGCUUACAUUAACAUUACUUUAAAUAUUGACUAUAAAAUUUUAUUGUUUUUAAUAGAUAUAUAUAGAAAUAUAUAGUCAUAUUUAUUCUUGUGAAACUGAUUUUAUUCCAUUGACGAUAAUUAUAGAUUUAAUAUUAAAUAUGGCAUAGUUAUACAGUCUAUUUCAAUCAGUUGCACUCUGUGCCAUAAACAAGUUACCUUGAGACAAUAUCCAGUGUUGAUAUAUAGCUUUACCAUCUUAAACAUUUUAGUCCUUUUAAGAAAUGCACAAAUAUUAGUUUUUAAAUUAAUAAAUCUUGAAAAUAAAAUAUAUUUUAUUAUUAGUAUUUGAUCUUUUGUUGAAUGAAGGUGUUUUAUCUUUUCAAAUUGUUUAAUGUUGUCCUUUUAUCAUUUUUGGUUCUUUUCUUGUAACCCCCUUCUUAAAAUUUAUUAUAAAUAAAAAAAUUAGUGUUUGAAUAAUAAAAAAAAACUCACGUUGACAAUAGUUAUUAUAAAUGGUAUAAUAUUUUAUACUAACGUAUUUUCAGGCAUUAUCCUGUAUCAGUAUUGAAUACUGUGGGUUUAGUUCAGGGGUCUCCAAACAGCAUGCCUAGCACUUUCGAACUGGCACACAAAAGUUUCUUUGAUUACAUUAAUAAGAUUUAUAAACUAACUAAAAAAUAUGAUAUUUAGUAAACCACUUGGCUUUCAACUCUUGUUUGUAGUUUUAGUAUAAUCUAAUUUAUUUUUUAUCAGUUGUUUGACUUUAAGGACCUCCUGAUAAUUGCCUAUGAAGUGAGGACCUGACUUCUUAAUUGGCUAAGAGAAAUAGGCUGGUUGAUAGCCUUGAAUGUAGAUGCCAUGACAUCCUUGUCUGCUAACUGUAGUUCAUGAAACAAUAUUUCAUAUCAAGUAAUGCACCCAAGAUUCUUUAAGGGUUGUUUUACUGGCUUUCAAAACAAACAAAAAAUUAUCAUUUAAUAUAGGUCACAUUUCCUCUUGUUAAUUUGGCUAAGAUAUUGCUUGAUUGGUUAAAUUUUGCUGAUAGACGUAACACCUUCAUUCAUUAAUUAAUAUGAUAUCAAUGGUCUUAGUCUUAUAAGGCUCAUAUAUAUGUAGUAUAGUGAAAUUGUAAUAGCAUUUUUUUCAGUGUUUUAUAACUUCUGUGGUAUGAAAAUACAGAUGACUUUUAUAUUAUCUCCUUGUUAUGAGUGGAAGAGGAUCUAUAGUAGACAAGUACUGGAUUUUGCACUUUUGGGUUUAUUUAGCCCAACAUUGAAAACUUUUACUGUUAAAUAUAAGAAUCCAUUCCACAUUAAGAAUUAUUUUUUUGUAACUAGUACUACUGUGACAAUGGUGCUGGUUACCUGAUUGAUCAUGAUAUAGUUUUUAAGUAUGUGACUGAACACGAUAUGAAAUCUGUUAUUGUAUGUAUGUGUGCAUGUUGUAUUUUGUAUGUAAUCCAUUUUUUUAAAUUUAUAUGAUAUUUAUACUGAAUAAACUGCUGUAACUUUUAUUAUAUCAUUGACCAUUAUU